GAGAAUCAGAGGAGGAGGUAGAAGUGAAGGGGUGGGUCCCUAUAAGAGCUACUGCCUCCAACCUCCACGUAGCCAGAGAAACCACGCUGAGACGGAGGGAAGGAAACCUACUCUGUCAAAUCUGCACGGACCCCAUAAAGGCACCCAGUCACACAACUAACACAGCAGGCGGUGGGACCAUGAAGACCUUGGUGGCUCUGCUGCUGCUCUGUCUGUGUGACCCUGGACGCAGCGACUGCCAGGCGGACUGCCUGUCCUGCAGCAAAACCCUGCCCAAGCUCCUCAAUUUCAAAACCGCGGUGUGUCUGAUUGAAUGUGAGGGCAAAGGGUCCCUUUCCUUCUCCUGGGACCUAUGUCGUAGCGCACUAUCAUCACCCGGUUCCUCUGUAGAUGGUACCCCAAGAAAAAGAUCUCAAGAAGAGGCAGAAUCUCUUUUUCCAGAAGAAGAGGAACAAAUGAAUGAAGAUCUAUUACUGCCCAUUGCAUUACAAAGGUUUGACCAUGUGGCCCGGGCACUCGAUAUGAAUGAUAGGGGUCUGGAUAGCAAGAGCGCUGCCUAUGAUUCCCAGAAUGCAUUGUCCCUUGAGAAUGAGUAUGAAGAAGAAGCAGAAGGGCUAGGAGAGGAUGCUGGGAUGGCAAAAACAGGACUGGGUGAGGCAGGUCUGAGCAUCUCUAAAAGGUUUGGUGGCUUUGUCAAAGGAAGACACGGUUACAGGAGACUGAUGUCUCCGGGAAGAUCCUACCAGAAGAGGUAUGGCGGUUUUAUCGGCAUUCGGAAGUCUGCACGCAAGUGGAACAACCAAAAACGUUUCAGCGAAUUCCUGAAGCAAUAUCUGGGUAUGAGCAGUCGGGCCACUGAGUUUAACAGCAUGUCAGACCUCACCCAACAAAACGAAGUUUAAUAGAGUAGUCCUACGAGCCCCCGCCAUUAACAGAACAACCUGAUGGGUUUUCACUGAUCUUAUUUAGCAAGUGGUAAAAUACGUUGACCUACUGAAUCUGCUAUAUAUAACUUACCAAGUACUUCAGCCCAUUAACUAAGACUCCUAUUGCAGUCAUUAUUGUCCCACAACAAAAGGUGACCUUUUCUGAUUUUCAACCCUGUUAUUUGAGUCAAUUUAUCAGACCGAGUUGUAAACAUGUCUGUCCGGCAGACACCUAUGGAUCAGUCUUGGAAAAUGUAUUCCGCCUAAAACAAUUCAUUGCUGUUUCUGAGGCCCUUGUCCAGCUCUGGAUCCUAGAACUCUAAUUCCAUUACUAUAAUAGGAUACACAUCAAUUCGAUUAUACCAAUAAUGAAGCCCAUAAUCUACUCGAAGUUUCCCUUUGGAGAAAGUCCUUAUCCUUGAGUCCUCUCACAAGUCUGGCAGCAAAAUGCAUAAUUCAUUGUAUAUUUAUUUUGCAAUCUACAAUUGAACUGAAUCCUAAAAAGAAUUGUGUAAUCAUUAUUUCCUGUUCUUGUUGUUGUUCUUGUUGCCCACUGAUAUUUUAUCAACAAAGCACUUUUAUUGUUAGAAAUGUGUAGUUUAUCUCUUUUUGUCAUACCUCAACCUAGUGGCCAAGUUCAAAGAUCAGCGAGGAUGAGGCUUUUUUGUUGUUUAUUUUAUGUCCUGAUAUCUCGAUUAGACGAGUGUCAGCAGUAAAUGUGGUUUGUGUUAAAUAAAAGAAUAUGUGUUGAAACACAAUUAAAAUGUAUUGGUUUAUAUGUGUUCUAAAAUAUACCUGAGACAGGCUAACUCAGGCAGUUUAAAUGAAUGACGAACAAGACAGCAAGGAGCAGUUGUUCAUAUUUUAUGACACUAGUCAUCUACAUGUGAGCAUAAUCUGACUGACUCUUAUGUUUCGAUGUCACGUUCUCUAUAAACAAGCUGUUUGAAUUGUACCGAUGUGAAGUGUUUUGGUUGCCCAGUAUUUGAACUUGUAAAUAGCUGAAUUUAAAAAUGUCAAUAAAUAUAGUUUACUAUUUCCUUCAUGGCUUGUCAUGCAGC
Molecule: messenger RNA, 1987 nt
Organism: Menidia menidia (Atlantic silverside)
Lineage: Eukaryota; Metazoa; Chordata; Actinopteri; Atheriniformes; Atherinopsidae
Source: the annotation of a GenBank genome assembly